This is a messenger RNA of Stegodyphus dumicola, 920 nucleotides long. RefSeq names its product apolipoprotein D-like. Gene Ontology annotation, biological process: lipid metabolic process; response to reactive oxygen species. The record is from RefSeq and is a predicted model, not a curated record. Gene Ontology annotation, cellular component: cytoplasm. NCBI's taxonomy places the organism in Eukaryota, Metazoa, Arthropoda, Arachnida, Araneae, Eresidae.
GACUGAGUAUAGUGGAUAUUCCAAUCAAAGCGGGUAAAGAUGUUCGUGAUGUUUAUUCUGGCCGUUGCGCUCAGUGUUCUUGCGGGAUGUCAUGCAAACUCUUACAGAAUGGGUGGUUGUCCCCGAGUCACAGUUAUGAAGUCCUUGGAUUUCGACAGAUUUUCAGGAUAUUGGUACGUUGUUAAGAGGUUCAACCCCAUGGCCACAUGCACCAAAAUAUCUAUUGAGAAAGGAGCAGAAGAUGUUUAUACAGUGAAUGAAACAAGCAGGCCAUUUGGACUUAACUUAGGUUUCAACAACCAGUACAUGAAGGCAAGGAAGUUGAAGUUUCUAAGGAACGAUACAAAUUCUAUAUUCAGAGUUGACAGAAAUUUCGCCCAUUUUGCUUUGAGUACUUUCGGAGUCGUCAACACUGAUUAUGAUAACUACGCAGUAGUAUGGGGCUGUGAUCCAGUGCUCUUCGGCAGUAUCCAAAAUAUUGACAUUUGGGCUCGUGACCCCAAGCCUAGUGCUGAUGUUCUCACGAGCACCAAAAAUGUGAUUAAAGAGAUGGGAGUCGACUCCAAUCCUCUGGAAAAUGUUCACCAGAGCGGAUGCCAACCUGCUAGUCAGAGUGGAGAAGGUGAAGCUGAAAAGGUCGACAAGAAUACCAAUAACAUUGUUGUGGAUGGACCUUGAGUGCCAAGUGAUAUGAUCACUUAAUUUGUAAAUAUAUUUUUAAAAGCUUAUCGAAGUUUUGUGAUUUUCAAAUUGUGUUGUUUUCCAAUCAAUGUAUGAUAUAUGUGAAUUGUGCUAAUUAUAUCUCAUCGUGUAAUUCUUUCAUCAUUUCUGGUUAACGAAAUUAUAGGAAAAGUACUUGCUUCACCACAGAAUGUAAGUUCCUACGAUGUUAAAUAAAAGUGUAACAUUCCAUUUGAAAA